AUGAAUGAAUACAACAAUUUGUCUUGUUCAAAUUUGUAUGCAACAGUGGUAGCUAGUUUUUUUAAUUAUAAACCAUCACCCAGAAGGAAGGCCAAGGCUGCAAGCGCCGGCGUGAUGAACAAGCGACCCCGCGAGGACGAGCCUUCCUCCUCCCUUGCGUCCGCCCAAAAGCGCCAGUUCGGUGCAGGUGGCGGCUAUGGGGAGCAAGGGUACUCGGAGGAGCGGAUCAGUGCGCAGCGGGUGGCGGACCACUACAGUGCCCGGUCGAAUCAGACGCUCGAGGAGCGUGAGAACAGCCCCAUCAUCCACCUCAAGAAGCUCAACAACUGGAUAAAGAGCGUCCUGGUUCAACUGUAUGCACGUCCAGGAGACUGCGUUCUAGAUCUUGCUUGUGGCAAGGGAGGUGAUUUGAUAAAGUGGGAUAAGGCCAAGGUUGGCUAUUAUGUAGGGGUUGAUAUUGCAGAAGGCUCGAUAAAAGAUUGCAUGACCCGUUAUAAUGGUGACUCGGAUCAACAACGAAGGAAGAAGUUCAGUUUUCCUGCACGGCUUAUUUGUGCUGACUGUUACGAGACUCGUCUGGAUGAGUAUCUAUGUGAGGAUGCUCCAUUUGACAUAUGCAGCUGCCAGUUUGCAAUGCACUACUCAUGGUCAACUGAAGCACGUGCAAGACAAGCCCUCGCAAAUAUAUCUGCAUUGCUUCGUCCUGGAGGCACAUUCAUUGGAACGAUGCCUGAUGCUAAUGUCAUUAUUAAAAGGCUAAGAGAAUCUGAAGGGAUGGAGUUCGGGAACAGUGUUUACUGUAUUACCUUUGGUGAAGAGUACACAGAAAAGAAAUUCCCGGCAUCCAGGCCUUUUGGUAUCAAGUACAAGUUUCAUUUAGAGGACGCAGUUGAUUGCCCAGAGUGGGUUGUUCCAUUCCAUCUCUUCAAACUACUGGCAGAGGAGUUUGAUUUAGAGCUGGUUCUAAUGAAGAACUUCCAUGAAUUUGUACACGAGUAUGUGCAAAGGCCAGAGUUUGCUGAUCUCAUGCGAAGGCUGGGGCCUCUCGGUGAUGGACGAUCGGGCCAAAGCACGCUGUCACAAGAUGAGUGGGAGGCAUCCUAUCUCUACCUCGCAUUUGUUUUGCGGAAGCGAGGCCCUCCACCGUCCCAGCGGAGAGCUAACAAUCCUAACAGAGGGAAGACGUUCCUUGCCGAGGAGGACAUCGAGUUUCUUAGCAUAUGA
Molecule: messenger RNA, 1224 nt
Organism: Triticum turgidum subsp. durum (durum wheat)
Lineage: Eukaryota; Viridiplantae; Streptophyta; Magnoliopsida; Poales; Poaceae
Source: the annotation of a GenBank genome assembly